AUGGCUUCCCAAGAUCAUAAACCAGAUUCGGACUCAUAUUGGCAGCGAACCCCAACUCUGGCAUUGAAACAAACUCUAUGCCUUUACUGCUGGGACAUAUCGUCCAAUCUCAAACGAUGCAUCGCUUGCAAACGGGUCUCAUACUGCUGCGUAAAGUGCCAAAAGCAAGACUGGAACAGAAACCACAAGCGAAUCUGCAAGGAGCUUGUUGCUUUGAACAAGCAGAAAGGAUAUGUGCCCUCAGCUGGCAGGCAUUGGAACGAUUACCGUGACGAGCAGAACCACCUGCCAACAAACUAUGACCAUAUUGUAUUCAUCAUUAGGCUAACACUUGCAGUUAGCUACGAACCAUAUUGCUAUCACUGUUACAGAAGAGAAUCUCAGCUUGAAGAUGGUGCGAAGCUUAACGCUUGCCGAUCCUGCCAUCUUACCUCGUUCUGCACCUCUUGCCAACAAACACAUCCAUCCGCAGAGUGCGCGACCUUGCAAGAUGUUGCAAUUGAUGAGAAGUUUUUCGUAAAUCUCUACCGGCGCACGGGAAAUACCUUGACCAUCUCUAUCUCGCAAUUUCCCAGGAGCCGAUAUUGUCUUCUCUCUUCUGCAGCCGAUUGGUAUGAUUACUACACGAGGCUCUCAGACAAGCGUGGCUUGAUCUUCAAAAUGAACCGGGAUUUAAAGUACCGCGCAAAUGACUCCAGAGAACAAGUAUUCGUCGAACAUAUGAGAUACGGUACCAAUGCGACAACUAUCCACCUCACCUUAAUCGCUGCUUUGGAGGCGACAAUGCCCAAUAUCGGCACCCGAGAUUCGAUCAACCUUCACAUUAUGGGUGCAGCUAGUAUGGAAUCUGCCUCUGUUACGGCAUUUGAGGAGCUAUUGCACCUCCUCCCGUCACUGAAAGCACUUCGUUUAUCAUUCGUGGGGCUAAAUGUAGAAACCCAGACGCCAUCCACUCUUCAGUGCUGUACCAUGUGUACCAAGGCGGGACGGUCGAUUUCCAUCACCACCUGGAGAGGUUCAUAUCACGCAUACGUCGAAACCAAAUUCUACAAGACGCCAGAUCUAGCAGCAGCCUUUCACUCUGGAUUUUCGGUAGACGAACAAGCGAGCUGGUACCCAACCAUCAGGUACCUUGCGCACGCUCCGCAUCCAACACUCUUUACUGCGUAUAGAUUCUUUGAGAUUGAGGGAGAGAUGAGAUUUUGGAAGAGUCUAGGAGCGGAAUUUGUAAAGGAAGCUGAAGUAAACAAGUGGAAGGGAAUGUCUCCUUCGCUCGCAGUGUGUGGGGACAAGCCGAACGAGGUGCUCUACAAAAAUCAUUGGUGGUAUAUUGUGAAACAAAGGUAA
Bipolaris oryzae ATCC 44560 is the source of this 1347-nucleotide messenger RNA. RefSeq lists its product as uncharacterized. NCBI's taxonomy places the organism in Eukaryota, Fungi, Ascomycota, Dothideomycetes, Pleosporales, Pleosporaceae. Bases 1 to 1347 code for a protein of 448 amino acids. The transcript has 2 exons. The record is from RefSeq and is a predicted model, not a curated record.